ACUUGCCAAGUGGAUAGAGAAAGAAAAAAAAUAUAUAUAUAUUUAAAAGAAAGAGAAAAUGCCGAUCAGCAAUAUUGCCGUUGGAUCAACCGGAGAAGCCACCCGACCGGACGCGAUUAAAGCGGCGGCGGCAGAGUUUUUCUCGACACUUAUUUUUGUCUUCGCCGGUGAAGGAUCCGGAAUGGCUUAUAAUAAGCUAACGGACAGCGGCGCAUCUACGCCGGCGGGACUAGUGGCGGCGGCUAUAGCCCACGCAUUUGCAUUAUUUGUGGCGGUUUCGAUAGCGGCGAAUAUUUCCGGCGGACAUGUUAAUCCGGCAGUGACAUUUGGGCUUUUCCUCGGCGGUAACAUUUCAUUGUUGAGAUCUAUUUUGUAUUGGAUUGCUCAGCUUUUAGGUUCGGUCGCCGCUUGUUUACUUCUUAAAUUCGCCACCGGCGGACUGGAAACGUCGGCCUUUUCAUUAUCAUCCGGGGAGUCGGCAACAAAUGCUCUAGUUUUCGAGAUUGUAAUGACUUUUGGUCUUGUCUACACGGUUUAUGCAACUGCUGUGGACCCUAAGAAAGGGGAUUUAGGAACGAUUGCACCGAUUGCGAUUGGGUUUAUUGUGGGUGCAAAUAUCUUGGCUGGUGGUGCAUUUGAUGGAGCUUCGAUGAAUCCGGCGGUUUCAUUUGGACCGGCUGUGGUUAGUUGGACAUGGACUAACCAUUGGGUGUAUUGGGCAGGACCUUUGAUUGGAGCUGGUAUUGCUGCUCUUAUUUAUGAUAAUAUUUUCAUUGACAGCAACCCACAUCAGCAACUUCCAGUUACUGAUUAUUGAGGAAAUUUGAAUGAUUUAUGAUGGAUUAAGAGAUGUUUUAUUUCAUUUCAUUUUCUAUGUUGAUUUGGGUUGUGUAGUUUUUAAUUUUCUUGAUGUUGUUUGUGUUGAUGGGAGUGUGUAUUUCAAGAUGUAAUUGUUCAAGUGAAUGAAAAGUGUCUUGUCUUUAUUUCAA
Messenger RNA from Impatiens glandulifera, 989 nucleotides. Its product is annotated as aquaporin TIP1-1-like. NCBI's taxonomy places the organism in Eukaryota, Viridiplantae, Streptophyta, Magnoliopsida, Ericales, Balsaminaceae. Bases 59 to 817 code for a protein of 252 amino acids. Gene Ontology annotation, molecular function: water channel activity. The transcript is spliced from 3 exons. Gene Ontology annotation, cellular component: membrane. The record is from RefSeq and is a predicted model, not a curated record. Gene Ontology annotation, biological process: transmembrane transport; water transport.